Molecule: messenger RNA, 5645 nt
Organism: Rattus norvegicus (Norway rat)
Lineage: Eukaryota; Metazoa; Chordata; Mammalia; Rodentia; Muridae
Source: RefSeq, a predicted model, not a curated record
GUUGUGUGCAAUUCUGCUUGAAGGUGGCUUUUGGGGUGAGGGCUAUCUCUGGGUGGAGCUAGGGUAUAUAGGUGGGACACGAAGGGCUGGGACUCUAGUUACACAGCUAAAUGCAUGUACUGUCUGGUUUUGUGUGUCAGCUUGACACAGCUGGAGUUAUCACAGAGAACGGAGCCUCCCUUGAAGAAAUGACUUCAUGAGAUCCAGCUGUAAGGCAUUUUCUCAAUGAGUGAUCAAGGGUAGGGGCAGGCAUUGUGGGUGGUGCCAUCCCUGGGCUGGUGGUCUUGGGUUCUAUAAGAAAGGAGACUGAGCAAGUUGAGGGAAGCAAGCCAGUAAGUAGCACCCCUCUAUGGCCUCUGCAUCAGCUCCUGCCUCCAGGGUCCUGUCCUGACUUCCUUUGGAGAUGAACAGCAAUGUGGGAGUAUAAGCUGAGUAAACCUUUUCUUCCACAGCUUGCGUUUGGGUCACGAUGUUGUGUGCAGAAAUAUAAACCCUGACUAAGACAAUGGGAAUGUCCCUGCAUGUUGCGUGCUGAACUUUCAGUGUGGCUGUUUUAAACCAUGGUCCUGCCGCCUCAACCCUUGCUCUGUAAAUGAGCCUAGUAAAAUCCACUGAUUCCUCAGGCUGAACUUCGGGGUAGUUGAGACUGUAGGAGGGUGUCGAUGUAUUUAUAUCUCCCCAAGGGAAGGAAUUUUAAAACGCAGGUAUACAUCAAAAAGCCUAGCUGCUUGUAAUUUUUGAAGCAGAUGAGAGAACCCCUAACCAUCUAUCUGUGAUUUGCGCAGAUAAGCAAUUUCCUUUUUUUGUUAGCUGUAUAUCUUCCUGGCUUCUAGUAGUCCCAUAGUGACCUGUCAAGAAAGCAGCACAUCCUAACAAUUUCUUAUUUCUAAAACUCUUUAAAAAAAACAAAAACAAAAAACAAACAAACAAAACCACCCGACUCUUGGCAUUUCCUGCCUGCCCUCCCCCUCUUCAAAACUCCCUGCUUUCAAAGUUUAGAAAAGAGCUUUGCUUCAGUACUAGCGUGAAUUGAAAUUUGAGGGCUACAGACCACCUUUCUUCCUCAUUGGUAAAAUAGAGGUAAAAAUACCGAUUUUGCCUGACCUGGUGGUUUACCCCUGUAAACUCUUAACAGUAGGUUGAGACAGGAGGAUCAAGAGUUGGAGGUCACCAGGGCUACAGUGUGAACUUCUGUCUCAAAAACAAAAAUCAAGCCCAUUUUGUAAAGUUGUUUGAAGAUAACCAGCAUUACAGUUCUUAACAUGUGUUGUUCACAAUGCUACACAAGGUAGGAAAUGACUUUAUCUUCUGGUCAUCUUUGACCUUGGGGAAGCCUGGCCCUUUAAGACAGCGCCGCCCCAGCCUCCAGCGCGCGCCUCCUGCCCCGCCCCGUCUCUCCGGCUUGGAGGCGGGACCUUCAAACCCGGAACUGAAGGCCUUGCGUCUCCCGCGCGGCCAAUCGGCGUCCCGGAAGGAGCGAGUUGAAACAACUGAGCCAGUGAAUGACAGCAGCGCCGCCCGCCGGUCGCGACCGUAGCCCCGCCGGUGUCGCGAGCCUUCUGUCAACCCGCCCCUCAGGAAGGCGAGUGGCGGCGUGCCUUCGCGCCGCGCCUCCUCGAGUAUCUGUGGUCCUGCGGGGUCUCCCCACUCUCCCCGGCCCCUGCCCCGCUGUCCCUUUGCUGCUGGCGCCAUGGGCAGCGAGCAGAGCGCGGAGGCCGAGAGCCGCCCCGGCGAUCUGAACGCCUCAGUGACUCCAUCUCCGGCUAAACAUCGGGCCAAGAUGGAUGAUAUCGUGGUGGUAGCUCAGGGCUCUCAGGCCUCAAGGAAUGUCAGCAAUGAUCCCGAUGUCAUCAAGCUGCAAGAGAUUCCAACCUUCCAGCCCCUUUUAAAAGGGCUCUUGAGUGGACAGACGUCCCCAACAAACGCAAGGCUGGAGAAGCUGGACUCUCAGCAGGUGCUGCAGCUCUGCCUCCGGUACCAAGACCACCUGCACCAGUGCGCAGAGGCCGUCGCUUUCGACCAGAAUGCUCUGGUCAAGCGAAUCAAAGAGGCCUCUGCGAUCCCUGAACCGUCUCCGAGGGACAGACCCAAAACUUGGCUGACAUCUUGGUGGGAUUCCACAGCUCCCGCUUUGCACGCUGGUCAGGAGAGCGUCUUUCUUGUCUGAGGGCGGACUAAAUUGCUGGGAAUUGCUGAUGUGGAAGGGUAUGGUAACAGUCAGACUGCAGCUCAGACAAGAGGACCCUAAGGAGCUCUGAAAACAAAUGUCAUUUCUGGAAUAAAACGUCUUUAUCUCAAACACAGAGAGGGAGUGCAGAGCAGUACUCUGUCAGAGUCGGAACAUGUCCUCCAUGAUGGCUCCUUCCUGUACCCAGAGUACCUCAGCAUUUAUUUCCCUUUGCUUUCUCUGAGACUUUGACUCUCUGUAGUCAGACACUCGCCUGCCUUCCGUAUGAUGUGUAAUGGUCAUCAUUGAAGUCUCCACAAUCGGCCGAAUUUAGGCUGUUGGCUGGUCUCAUCUCCUACACUGUGCCUUCUGUUCUACCCGCCCUGCUAGACUAAUCUACGUCCUGCAGCACUCGUCCUCCCUCAGACACCAGCCUAACCAUCCUCAUGCCCCUUUUCAGAAGGAAAGGGUUGUUUCUCCCUUAGAAUCUGGAAAAUGUUUUCUGGAUCAAUUUAUGCACUGAAUGUGCAUAGUUACACCUAUGGUGAGUAGGAAAUGGUGUGGGCCUCUGGACUCAGCAUCCAGUCUCGUGUGCAGCUCAUAUGUAGUAGCUCCUGGUUGAUGGCAGGGGUGUUCUUACCAAAUCCUUAGUCUGCUGUCACCAUCUCAGAUUGAAAACUCAGUUCAUUCUGCAGGCCAGUGGUAGAGGAGUUUGGUGAGGAGUUUAUCUCAACCACAUCUGCAGUCAUUCUCUGGGUCACAGGGGCAGGUCAUACUUAGAGGGAUCACAGAGCACUUAGCUGAUCCAGGUUGCCAGCGUAAAAAUACCAGAAUGUAACUUAACUCGAACAGACUUACUUUCCUUUCAUCUUGGACAUUGAAACAAGGAGUCCUAAAAUGAUAGCUCUGUAUGUUUGGAGGUCUUCAUCUGUCUGACUGUCUCCCUCAAUUUCUUCUUUGACUUUUGGGGCCCAGAUUUAGUAUUAGCCUUCCAUCCCCAGGGUCUCACUCAGACUUAGGCCUGGAGCUGAGAAUUAUAGUGAGUGUGAGGCUCUGACUUCAACUGAGCCCGUAGUUCCGGUCUAGCCUCCUGCCUUGCUCCCACACAGCCUGACAGCUCUUUCUUUCUCUUAUUUGCUGCUGUUGGUAGCCUUUUCCAGUCCAGGUGUGAGGGGCAUGAUCUGCUGAAUUGAACAGGUUUUGUUUAGGAGACUGACUUAAGUUUUAAGAUUUCCUUCUUAGUUAGACAUAGCUUAGAAGGGAAGCCAGCAUAACGAGAAGCUGGGCAAGCCAUAAAAUAAUACUUGGAACAGCGUGAUGACGUCAUUCAGAUCCCCAGCUGCUGGCAUCUCUCAUUUUCUCAGACAUGAGUAAAGUGUGUUCCUUUACUGACACGCUUGGGUAGAGUAUUUGAACAAAGGAAAUGGGGUCAUUUCAAAAUGUCCAGUAUGCGGUAAUCAAUGCCACUCAGCCUGUGGUGUAAUUAAUGGAAACAUUGGCGACAGUCUGCCCAUUGUUUGUCCUUGCGCAACAGGAAGUGGCAGGGCAAUAGGGAGCCCAAGGAGGUUUACGUAAUGCAGAAGGAAGUGGCUAGAGCCCUGCUCAGCCGGCAGCUUUCUAACUACAGCCUGGCUCACCUGAGCGCCUUCCUCUUCCCAACACACACAGACGUGCAUUUGUUGAGGCCUUUGAGUUUUGACUUUAACAAUAGAUUUUUGUUUCCCUUAUAACUAGAAAUUUUGUCCUGAGAAACUUAAUUUUAGAUCUCAUACAAUUAUAUUUUGUGGCAAGGCAGAACAAAUUAUGGAAAAGAAAAUGUGGCCAACAGGCUUAACUGUGUACUUAACUUGGACAGUGCUGUGGUAGCUCUUGAGGGCAGGAGGUCUGGAGUUGGGUGUCGGCUCUCCGUGUCAGCUGUGUGACUUGAGGUGAGGUACCGACUACUCUGGAGCAGGCUUCCUCUAUAAGAGGACAGCCCCCAGGGCUCUCAGUUUUCCCUGCUUUGUCAUGAGCUCCCUGUGAGGUAAGGUGGUGCCUGUCAGAGUGUGCAGUGUGUGAAGAGACACUAGCCCCUGCAGUGUCCGCUCAGAUUUGCUUUGUGAGUAUCCAUGUUAGAUCUGGUAAUGUAUUACUUUUGUUUUUGAAAAAGUAAAUGCGAGUAUUUAUGUUAGAAAUCAAGUGUUUUCUUGCUUGAAAGCACUAAAAAUUGGUGUUUUGAUUCAUUCAUUAUGUGUUUUGAAAAGGCAUCACACUUGCUCGUAGCAAAAGUUCAGCGGAUGAAUCUGCGGGUCUGCUUUGCUGGAACUGGCUGGUAAUCUUGGGCACAUUCAGUCUUCAGAUCCCAGUUUCCAUCUUUAGCAGGAAAGUGGUAGCUCCCUUGAGGAUUGUCCUGGGACAUAAAGGUAAGGCGUAUAAAGUGUACAGCAGUGUCUGCCGUUUAGUGGAUACUCAGGGGACACAGCUGUAACUUGCAAGUCGUCUUGUCACAUCUAUUAAUAUAAUGAGUUAAUCAGAGAAUAUUGUAUAUGAGGCUCUACCUUCCAAGUCACUCUGUGGAUUACCAAAAGAUCCAGUCCCAACACUGUAUUUUUGUUUUCUGUAAAUCAACUGUGAUUUGCUGGAGUGGAUUUUGUUCUCUAAUUUCCAGAGUAAAAGUCUUGUUUGUGAGAAUGAGUGGAUGCAGCUUGUUCUGAAAGCUAUUGUUGUAGCCUCUUUAGAACGAUGGUCUCAGAACUUUCCUUGGGGAAACAAGGUCACCAGAAUAUCCAUACGUGGUAACACACGCCCUUCAGCCUGUGAUACAAUUGACAAGAACCUCCACCCACUGUCCCUGUGCAAGAGACUCAUCCAGAAAAGAGAACGCCAAGUCUUCUGUGGGAAUGGAAGGGGCGAUCUCAAGGUGAACCAGAAGGCCAGAGAACACCUACUGACCCCAAAAAGAUCUGGGUUCAGUGUGGCCUACUCCAGCCUUUUGGUGGUCUGAAUCCCAUUAGACAUGAAAAAGUGGCAGUGUGGCAGGAAUAAUAAAGAGUGGUGGUGGCCAGAAUGAGCUGGCAUGCAUGACAGCAGGGCCACCUGUUCUCUGAAGUGGAGACAGCUAACGGGAGACGCUGCCAUAAGGAAACCUAAUCACCAGGGUGUAGGAUGGAGACCAUGUGAAGGUGCCUCCAGUCAGGAGCAUAAGAGAGAUAGCCUGUGCAAACACCCUUUCACUGUGUACACGCACAUCAGUGUCCUCCUUAUGUCCUUUCACUGUGUACACGCACAUCUCAGUGUCCUCCUUAUGUCUUUUCACUGUGUACACACACAUCUCAGUGUCCUCCUUAUGUCCUUUCACUGCGUACAUGUACAUCAGUGUCCUCCUUAUGUCCUUUCACUGCGUACAUGUACAUCAGUGUCCUCCUUAUGUCCUUUCACUGUGUACAUGUACAUCUCAGUGUCCUCCUUAAGAACACUUGUUUCUUAUUAAAAAACAAAA